ACAGCGUCGCUUAUAGCUGUCAAAGUCAGUCGCUCCUGUUCGUCUCAGGGAAACCAGGGAUUAAGAACGAUAAAGCGCCACAAUGCCGGAUUUUAAGUCGAUCUUCAGAAGAAGAGACACAGAAUGGGUCCGCACCUCCAUGCGCACCCCGGGCAUCCUCAUCUUCGGCAUGGUGAUGGCCCCCUGCGGAUGGGUCCUCAACCUGGUCACCACUGUGGCCCCAAACUGGAGAACCCUGCAGGAUUUCCCAAACCUCCCACCUGACCGCGUCAUUGAACAGGGGAUCUGGGACAUCUGCAUCGCCGCCACAGCCACUGAAAGGCAGCAGUGUGGUCAAGAGGACACCACUUACUUCGGGAACGACAUCAUAGAGAUUUCUCAGGGCCUGAUGCUGGGCUCCCUGAUUGUGACUCUGAUAGGGAUCUGUGUGGCCAUCCCAGGCGUGCGCUGCUGGACAGACCGCGCGCCGAACUGGGCGGUUUGCACGUGCGCAGGGUUCCUCAUCUUCAUCUCGGGCGUCCUGACCCUCAUCGCAGUCUCGUGGUACACCCACAUCAUCGACGAGAUCACAACGGAGACCCCGCUGCUGGGCGUGCGCGCAGGUUACUGCCUGGUGCUGGGCUUCAUCGGGGGGAUAUUUGAGGUCCUGGGGGGCUUCGUGAUGACCAUCGGCUGCUGCCGCUGCUGCGGAGGGAAGAACCGCGGAGAGAGGCCGAUUGAGGAGGUCCUGGGCCCCAGGAGCCAACCUAAAAGGGAACCGAGACGCGUGGAUGUGCCGAGCCUGAGCCGCAGCAGGAGCAGCGCCGCCAACAGCGUCCCGUCCUCCUACAGGGACACUCUGGAUGAUGAUGUGUCCUUCCCCAGGGCCAAGACCCCCGCGGCGCGCUCAGGGGUCAGCAACCCGUCCUUCAACGGGACACCAUACGAUGCUGAUCUAUGAGGGCGAUUUGCAGAAGAAAAAAUGAGUGGUGGACAAAACUUUGUUAAAAAAACUGAGAAGAUUGGGGACAUGAUGUGAAAAGUGUUGUAAUUUUUAGAUAAAAGCACCCAGUAUAACACAUACAAAUUAUGUUGUAUUUGGAGAACAAUAAAAUGCCUGGUAAGAGAUCAACGCGUGAUAUUAAAGACUAGAUUAUAAGGAAAAUAU
Molecule: messenger RNA, 1147 nt
Organism: Cyprinodon tularosa
Lineage: Eukaryota; Metazoa; Chordata; Actinopteri; Cyprinodontiformes; Cyprinodontidae
Product: claudin-23-like
Exons: 1
Coding region: 83-940 (285 amino acids)
Biological process (GO): bicellular tight junction assembly; cell adhesion
Cellular component (GO): bicellular tight junction; plasma membrane
Molecular function (GO): structural molecule activity
Source: RefSeq, a predicted model, not a curated record